Melozone crissalis (California towhee) is the source of this 585-nucleotide messenger RNA. RefSeq names its product protein phosphatase 1 regulatory subunit 35 (gene PPP1R35). NCBI's taxonomy places the organism in Eukaryota, Metazoa, Chordata, Aves, Passeriformes, Passerellidae. Bases 1 to 585 code for a protein of 194 amino acids. The transcript is spliced from 4 exons. The record is from RefSeq and is a predicted model, not a curated record.
AUGAGGCCGCGCUCGCUCCCGCCGCCGCCGCCCGGGGGGAUCCUGAGGCGGGGGGGGCGCGGGGGGGGGCACCGGCAGGUGCGGUUCGCGCCCAUCCCGGCCGAGGAGGAUGAUGAUGCUGAGGAGGAGGAUGCGGAGGAUGAAGCAGCCGGGGCUCCGUUCCUGGCCACGCCCACCCCGCACAGCACCCGCGCCGGUCCCGGCGGGGCCGCCCCGGUUCCGUUCGACGCGCCCCGAGCGGCGGCCGCGCUCCUGGGCAGCUCGUGGGCGGCGCGCUCGGCGCUGGGCGGGGCCGCGGCCGCCGCCAUGAACGUGCCGCCGGCCCAGCGCCUGUUCCGCGGGCUCGUCAGCCUGGCCGUGCCGCCGCCGCUACCGGGGCCGCGCAGGGGGGUCCCGCCCGCGCCCCCCCCGCAGGUACCGGGGCCGUGCCUCGCCGUGCUGGCGGCGGGGGGCGUGGCCAGCACCGGGGGGGAGGGGCCGUGCCUCCCUUCCCCCGCGCCCCCCGAGCCCCCCCGGGCCCGCCCGCGCCCCCCCGGAGCCGCGUUCGCCAUGUACCGGAAACGGCUGCAGUGGGGAGGGGGAUAA